AUGAUGGGUUAUGGUGCUAUUUCUGGAGAUAGCUAUGCGUAUGCCAAUAGUGGGGACCACCUUAUUGCAGCCUCUGGAGGCAAGGGCUCGGAAGGUCCGAAUCCACGAGACGUGACAUCAAUUAGUGACAAUGUAUCUGGCAACAGAUAUGUUCAUACCGAUCCUAUGCUCGCUGCGCGUAGUUACGAAGAACUGUUGAUUUCUGCAUCCAAGGCACCAGGCGAAGCAUACGAAAAUACAAUAAAAUCAGGAUAUCCGCCUGAUGUGCCCGAGCGCCGAGACGUCCUUACAUCCGGUUUUACAGAGGUUCCAGUUGAAUAUGUUCAGGGUCCACAGGCGCACGAAGCGAUAGAUGCGAGGCCGGUCAAUAACGAUGCGGAGCUCACUGACAAUGCCUCAAAGGCAAUAGUUUCACAGCCAUAUACAUCGGAUGCCCCGCUACAAUAUUCUGCACAGGGUUUGGACACUACACGAGCGGAAGGAACGUUGAUGGUUCCAUUUAGCAAGGGUGAAUCAACGUCACGCGGAAGCACAUCAACGUCGCGUCCAGCGGCUUCAUUCGGUAAUGAAACGCAGAGUUCUUUUCCGUACGAACCUACUGCAUACGUCGGCCAUUCAGGUGUAGAGUAUGACACGGUAUCUCAGGGAGAUAUGUCAUUUGAACGCCGGGAGGGGGAUUACGAAACAGCGUUGCCCAUCGCAAACGUUAGUCGCCUCAUGAAAAGUGUACUACCAGGGACAGCGAAGAUAGCCAAACAGGCAAAAGAUGUAAUAAGGGAAUGUGUAACAGAGUUUAUCCUUUUCGUUAGUUCGGAGGCGAGUGACAUUUGCACCAAGGAGCGGCGCAAAAUACUCAGUGCUGACGACAUUUUUCUGGCGAUGAACUCUUUGGGAUUCGGGCACUAUAAUGAUCCCCUACGUAGCUAUCAGGCAAUGAUUAAGGAACGAGAGCAGGCCGCAAUGUUAGAUUUCUAG
This is a messenger RNA of Babesia ovata, 975 nucleotides long. Its product is annotated as histone-like transcription factor domain containing protein. The record is from RefSeq and is a predicted model, not a curated record. The transcript has 2 exons. Bases 1 to 975 code for a protein of 324 amino acids. Gene Ontology annotation, cellular component: CCAAT-binding factor complex. Gene Ontology annotation, biological process: regulation of transcription by RNA polymerase II. NCBI's taxonomy places the organism in Eukaryota, Apicomplexa, Aconoidasida, Piroplasmida, Babesiidae. Gene Ontology annotation, molecular function: protein heterodimerization activity; RNA polymerase II cis-regulatory region sequence-specific DNA binding; DNA-binding transcription activator activity, RNA polymerase II-specific.